AUCGAUCGAUCGAUCGAUCUCAGCAUCAGCAGCAGCAGCAGAUUCAUUUCUUGGUCUUCGUCUCCGUCUCCGUCCUUGGGUUGAUAUCCAGAAUCAGUCGGUUUGGUUUGUCAGCAAUGGCGAGGCUAGCCGGCGUUGCUGCUCUCUCGUUGGUGCUCGUCUUGCUCGGCGCCGGCGUGCCCCGGCCGGCGGCCGCCGCCGCGGCGAAGACGCAGGUGUUCCUCUCCAAGCUGCCCAAAGCGCUCGUCGUCGGCGUCUCGCCCAAGCACGGUGAAGUCGUGCACGCCGGCGAGAACACGGUGACGGUGACGUGGUCGCUGAACACGUCGGAGCCGGCGGGCGCCGACGCGGCGUUCAAGAGCGUGAAGGUGAAGCUGUGCUACGCGCCGGCGAGCCGGACGGACCGCGGGUGGCGCAAGGCCUCCGACGACCUGCACAAGGACAAGGCGUGCCAGUUCAAGGUCACCGUGCAGCCGUACGCCGCCGGCGCCGGCAGGUUCGACUACGUGGUGGCGCGCGACAUCCCGACGGCGUCCUACUUCGUGCGCGCCUACGCGGUGGACGCGUCCGGCACGGAGGUGGCCUACGGGCAGAGCUCGCCGGACGCCGCCUUCGACGUCGCCGGGAUCACCGGCAUCCACGCCUCCCUCAAGGUCGCCGCCGGCGUCUUCUCCACCUUCUCCAUCGCCGCGCUCGCCUUCUUCUUCGUCGUCGAGAAGCGCAAGAAGGACAAGUAGAUCGUCUUGCUGCAAACGCAAGUUCGCAGCUUCAGUGGACUGAAUUCCGUUAUCGGAAAAAAAAAAGGAAAUGCGUACUUUAGCUUGCUGUUAUAAAUGUAUACAGUGAUGUUCUCCUCGGAUAUAAUUUUGUGUUUGUUUUUACCUUUUUUAUAAAAAUUAUAUGUACCUUUUGUUUCUUAUUUUUGUUUGGUCACGUGCAACGAAUAUGAAAAUAAAUUGGUUGCUGUAACUCAAAG
Messenger RNA from Oryza sativa Japonica Group (Japanese rice), 976 nucleotides. NCBI's taxonomy places the organism in Eukaryota, Viridiplantae, Streptophyta, Magnoliopsida, Poales, Poaceae. The record is from RefSeq and is a predicted model, not a curated record.